GCCGCCGCGGGGCCGGGGCCGGGGCCGUACCACCCCGAGCGGAGGGGCGCUGGGGGGGGCGGGAAUCGCCCUCCGUUCCCUCAGCGCCUUGCGGCCUCGCCUCGCCUUGCUCGGCCGGCCCGUCGACAGGGAGCUGUCGGUUGCGUCGCGGCGUUGAAGAACCUCCAGGCGACUCUCUGCGAAGCCGGCGGCCCUCCCCUCGUUCCCCCCCGCCCCGACGCGGCCGAGUGUUUGCGCCGGGCGAGGCCGGGCGGGAGGGGCAGGUGCGAGCCGAAGAUGGCGUUCCCCGGGCAGCCGGCGCCCGGCGGCGGUUACUAUCAGGGCGGGUAUGGAGCUGCUCCAGGAGGCCCAGCAUUCCCUGGACAGGCUCAGGAUCCUCUGUAUGGUUAUUUUGCUGCAGUAGCUGGACAGGAUGGACAAAUAGAUGCUGAUGAGCUACAGAGAUGUCUCACCCAGUCAGGGAUUGCAGGAGCCUAUAAACCUUUCAACUUGGAGACAUGCAGACUUAUGAUCUCAAUGCUGGACAGGGAUAUGUCUGGCACACUGGGAUUUAAUGAGUUUAAGGAACUGUGGGCUGUGGUCAAUGGCUGGAAGCAACACUUUGUAAGUUUUGACAGUGAUAGAAGUGGGACAGUAGAUCGCCAAGAACUGGAGAAAGCCUUGACAAAUAUGGGAUUUAGAUUGAGCCCGCAGGCAGUGUCUGCCAUCACCAGGCGAUACAGCACUCGUGGAAAGAUUACUUUUGAUGAUUACAUCGCCUGCUGUGUGAAACUCAGAGCUCUCACUGAAUGUUUUAGAAGAAGGGACGCAUCUCAGCAGGGUUUUGUGAAUUUCCAGUACGAUGAUUUCAUACAGUGUGUUAUGAGCAUCUAAAUCAAAAGGGAAGGUGUGGAUCACAAUUAUCAUUCCAGUUCAUGCUUUGCUUUGCCAAAUUACUGCAUGACUGUGUGCCUCAAUAUUGGAAAUUACGUACUUUCUGAAGAUAUUGCUUGACAUACUUAUUCAGUUUUGAUAAUGAAUAUAAACUAAUCAUGCACUGUUAUGUGUAACUUUCAACCUGUGACUAUUAAAGAUUUUUUAUUUUCAUGAACUUCUAAGACACAAUGUGUAACAAAGAUUACAGACAUA
Molecule: messenger RNA, 1128 nt
Organism: Phasianus colchicus (ring-necked pheasant)
Lineage: Eukaryota; Metazoa; Chordata; Aves; Galliformes; Phasianidae
Gene: SRI
Product: sorcin
Molecular function (GO): calcium ion binding
Source: RefSeq, a predicted model, not a curated record